Phaedon cochleariae (mustard beetle) is the source of this 1829-nucleotide messenger RNA. The record is from the annotation of a GenBank genome assembly. Lineage: Eukaryota; Metazoa; Arthropoda; Insecta; Coleoptera; Chrysomelidae.
AAUCGAUGGCCUUCUCUAUCCUCGCACUCUUCGCGGUUCUUGAUCCACUUUUGUAAAACUCAUUUUCGUCAGCUAAGGUACGGUUUGAAAUUUUCGGCUGCGGUUGUGUGUUUUUGGUGUCGUUGAUAUUGGAUAGGAGCAGAUAUUAUGAUGGAGAAGCGUAUAGAAUUAGAAAUGCGUGGCAAAAAGGCAGCAGACAUCAAAGAGCUGAUAUUGGAUAACUGCCGGAGCACAACUAUCGUUGGUUUGACAGAUGAAUUCACAAAUCUCCAGAGUUUGUCCCUCAUCAAUGUUGGUCUUACCUCCCUCAAAGGUUUCCCCAAACUUCCCAACCUGAGGAAACUUGAACUCAGUGAUAACAGGAUACCCAAAGGUCUGGGAUUUCUAGAGUCAUGUCCAAAGCUGACACACCUUAACCUGAGUGGCAAUAAAAUCAAAGAUUUGGACACUCUGGAACCUUUGAAGAACUUGAAGCAUCUGAAAAAUGUGGAUUUAUUCAACAAUGAAGCAACCACACUGGAAAAUUACAGGGAACAGGUCUUCAAAAUGAUUCCCAACCUCAAAUAUCUAGAUGGCUUCGACGAGCAAGACGGCGAGGCCGAAGAGGACAGCGACGCCGACGAGGAGGUGAACGGCAACGACGACGACAGCGAGGAGGAUGAGGAGGAGGGCGACGAGGACGGCGAUGGGGGAGAGGAGGAGGACGAGGAGGGCUCGUCGGAGGGGGAGGAGGAGGACGUCGGUUUGGGGGCCGUCUACUCGGAGAACCUCGACGACAUGUCCGACGAGGGGGACUACGAGGCCGGCGAGGAGGAGGACGAGGAUGAGGUGGUGGAAGAGGAGGAGGAGGAAGAGGGGGUUGAGGAGGGAGGAGCGGGGCAGUCGGCCAACGCGGAUGUCUCGAGGGGUAAGAAGAGGAAGCUGGAAGAGGGCGAAGAGGAAAACUAAAGCCUACAUGAGUGCAUCAUCAAUUGUAGUGAUAUGGACAUUUUUUAUUACUGACCAAUGACGUGUCUCUAACAUGGUGAGAAGAGACGUUUCGUAGUAAGUCAUCAUCCCUGGCUGUGUUUUCAUACUUUACAAAAAUAAAGAAAGAUUAAAUAUUAAAUUCAAAAUUAAGGAGCAAUUCUAAAUUAAAAUAGUCUCGAUUUCGCGUAUUCAAGCACGAGCAACAAAUCAAUUUUAAAUAAGAAUAGAAUUUUUCAUGCUAGUAAAGUGCAGCCAGAAAGUAAGUCAAUGAAGGAAUAGUUAUAUUUUGUACAUCCAUAUUACCUAAUGUCUAGUAGUUAUAGGGUGUUAACAUAACAUAUGAGUAAGUUAUUGUUUUUUUAUUGAUUUGUGUUUUAUCAACAAUUUUCACAGAUUAAAUUUCUUUACAUAGAAUUGAUUGGCGUUUCUUCAAUUAUUUUGGGGUUAUGGUUUCUUCAUUACUGAUAUUGAAUUAUUGGUGUUAUGGUGUGUUGGUUAGAUACCAAAUUGGUCAGAUGAGAAAAGGUGAUGCACAAUUCUAAUGGAAAGAAAAUUGGAUAGAAGUUGUUUUAUUGAAAGACUGAGCUCAGUUAAAUUAGUUAAAUUAAUAUAAUUAGGAGGGGAACUUGAUAUUCCUCUUUCAUUAUGGAAAUGGAACAUUUCCGUGUGUUUGUUUUUCCACCCAUAUUAUUUUCAAUAUGGGUUUUUGCCGAAUUGUGAAAAAAACGAGUUUUAGCAUAUCACAAAUAUAAUUUAUGCAAAAUGGGGUCUGGGUUAUGUUAGUUGAGAUAUUGACAAAACGAAAUAAAAGGUACACAAUAAAAAAUAUUUUCAUUUCUGAUAAUAAGCACUAUAUUGAC